AAUUGCCUCUAUUAGUUGAUUAGAAGAAUUUCUAGUCUGUAGACUAAUAGAUGUAAAGUGAGAAAGAAGAUUUUUGUUUGGUUUUCUCAUGAUCAUAAACAUUGAUCUUCUUUUUCUCAUGAUCUUGUCAAUUUCUUUGCCUCUCCUUUUACUUUCUUUCUUUCUCUCUCUGUUUAAAUGAUCUUUAGUUGGGUAAAUUUCUUAGAAAGUGACAAAUUAUUAUUACAUCGAACCUCCUAAUUCCACCCACCAUGAACCUCUGGUUCGGGUAUAAAAAGAGAGGGUGGAAAUUGAGUUGAUCGUCAUUCGCUUCCUCGUCUUCAAGCCUUUUACUUGAUCUUCACUUGAUCUUCACUUGAUCUUCACUUGAUUUUCAUCUUUUACCUUUUUUCUUUUUAUCUUUUUUUCUAUUUGUUAAUUGUUCUAUUUUCUUAAUUGAUCAAAAUGUCUACUGUUACCGAAAAAAUCAUUGGUUGGAAUAUUUUAUCAGAGGAAAUUAAAGCAAUCAAAUUGAAAGAUUUGGUUAAUUUAACUCGAACCUUUGAAAGUCUAAUUAAUGAUAUCAUAAUCUCCGAAAGUGAAAGAGCUGUUUUGGAAACUCAUAAAUCGGUUAUAAUUCGUGAAGAGAAACAACAAUCAUCUGUCAUUGAUUCGAAUAUUUCUUGGGAAGAUUCGCAAUUGAACAAGUCAAUUUCUAAAGUUGAUUGGAGUAUCGAAGAGAAGGGAAAAUCAUCACCACCCGAAGAUAAAGACUCUGAAGUAUUCGUUUGGCCAAUGAUCGAUAUUAUGACUGAGGACGAAAUGAAUAAUGAGACUGAUCAUUGUAAUGGAGAUUCAGGUGAACCAGAAGAAGAAGAACAUCAAGAAGAACAAGAGAAAGAAAAAAGUUCCAAGGGCGAAAUGGAUUGGAAUGGAGGAACCAAUUGGUGCUAAUCAAACUCUUUCGACGAUUUGAUGAUUUGGACACUUGAAUAUUUAAUUUGAUUUCAAUUCCAUUUUUCAUAACAUUUUCUAUUCUCUCAACAUCAAUUUAACUUGAAUUUUCUUUCAUUAUUUCAUUUUAAUCAUUUUCACUUUGAUUUUGUGUCCAAAAACCAUAAAUACAAGAAUAAAAACUUAAUUCAAAUUCCAA
Panonychus citri (citrus red mite) is the source of this 1132-nucleotide messenger RNA. RefSeq lists its product as uncharacterized. The transcript is spliced from 2 exons. The coding region runs from base 445 to 933 and encodes 162 amino acids. NCBI's taxonomy places the organism in Eukaryota, Metazoa, Arthropoda, Arachnida, Trombidiformes, Tetranychidae. The record is from RefSeq and is a predicted model, not a curated record.